Molecule: messenger RNA, 831 nt
Organism: Orycteropus afer afer
Lineage: Eukaryota; Metazoa; Chordata; Mammalia; Tubulidentata; Orycteropodidae
Gene: OAF
Product: out at first homolog
Source: RefSeq, a predicted model, not a curated record
AUGUGGGAGCUAUGGGGAAGUGCGUCCCCGGCGCUGCUGCUGCUGCCGCUGUUAGUGCCGCUGCUGGGCGCGCCGCGCGGCGUGGGCGCGGGGACAGGCGCGCCGGCAGAGCUGCGGGUCCGCGUGCGGUUGCCCGAUGGCCAGGUGACCGAGGAGAGUCUUCAGGCAGACAGCGACGCCGACAGCAUUAGCCUCGAGCUGCACAAACCCGACGGUACCCUCAUCUCCUUCACUGCAGACUUCAAGAAGGAUGUGAAGAUCUUCCGGGCCCUGAUCCUGGGGGAGCUGGAGAAAGGGCAGAGCCAGUUCCAGGCCCUCUGCUUUGUCACCCGGCUGCACCACAAUGAGAUCAUCCCCAGUGAAGCCAUGGCCAAGCUUCGGCAGAAAAACCCUCGGGCAGUGAGGCAGGCUGAAGAGGUACGGAGCCCAGAGCAACUGCACAUGGACAUUGCUGUCAACUUCACCCAGGGGGGCCUGCUGAGCCCCCAUCUCCGCAACGUGUGUGCCGAGGCUGUGGACGCCAUCUACACCCGCCAGGAGGAUGUCCAGUUCUGGCUGGAGCACGAUGUGGACAGCUCUGUAUUUGAGGCUCUGCCCAAGGCUUCUGAGCAGGUGGAACUGCCACACUGUGGGCAGGUGGAGGACCGUGGAAAGCCUUGUGCCUGCCGCUAUAGCCUGAGCCUGGCCUGGUACCCCUGCAUGCUCAAGUACUGCCACAGUCGUGACCGGCCAGCACCCUACAAAUGUGGCAUCCGCAGCUGCCAGAAGAGCUACAGCUUCGACUUCUACGUGCCCCAGAGGCAGCUGUGUCUCUGGGAUGAGGACCCCUAG